GAAGGUAUCAGCUGAUGCCUGAUGUUGUUUAGUACUUUAUUGCUUUAUUUUCAUAUUUUUAUCAAUAUAACUUUAUCACAAUUGACAACGUUUUAAUAUCAUUGACACAGAUUAACCUCAACAAUAUCAUAAAAGGUCACAAAAAAGCAACAAUUUUACUAAGACUAUUUCAUUAAGAUGGUACAAAUGUAUUCGAAAACUUUGGAUCCGUCGGUCUUGAAUGACAUAUAUUUAAACAAGUGUAGCAUUGAACUUCAAAUCAAAAAGAUUCUUUCGAAAAAUUUAGUUAUUGAAAAAGAAAAUUACCGAAAAUGGCUCAUAAAAGCAGUCUCUCUUAUAGAUUUAACAACACUAUCUGGAGAUGAUACAAGAUCUAAUGUAACAAGACUUUGCUUAAAAGCACAAAAACCAUUACCAAACAUAGACCCAAAUCUAAAAACUGCGGCUGUAUGUGUGUAUCCAAACAGAGUUAUUGAUGCUUAUGAGACAUUACAAAGAAUGGGGAUUACAAAGGAAAUUAAUAUUGCUUCUGUUGCAACUGGGUUCCCAUCUGGCUUAUAUCCACUAGCAACAAGACUACAAGAAAUUAAAUUUGCUGUGUAUAGUGGAGCAAAUGAAAUUGAUGUAGUGCUGGAUAGAAGCUUGGUUCUAACAGGCAAAUGGGAUGUAUUAUAUGAUGAAGUUUUGCAGAUGAAAAAGGAAUGUGGAACUGCACAUUUGAAGGUGAUCCUUGGAGUGGGAGAAUUAGGAACAUAUGAGAAUGUUUACAACGCGUCAAUGGUUGCAAUGAUGGCCGGAGCUGAUUUUAUCAAAACAUCAACUGGGAAGGAAGCUGUUAACGCGACUCUACCUGUUGGUUUGGUGAUGUGCAGAGCUAUACGAAACUUUUAUCAAAAGACCAAUAAAAGGGUGGGUUUAAAGCCAGCAGGCGGCAUAAAGACAGCAAGAGACGCUGUCAAUUGGUUAGUUCUUGUACAAAGUGAACUAGGACCAGAGUGGCUAUGCAAAGAGCUCUUCAGGAUUGGAGCUUCAAGCUUACUCAAUGUUAUUGAAAAGGAAUUGAGUCAAUAACAUGAACUAUCCACUUAAAUGUUCCUGGAGGCAUGUUGAUGAAAUUCAUAAUUCUCUCACCAAUAUUAAUAUUAAAAUAUCCAAGUGUCAUCAUCAUAAAAUGGAUUGGAUUUUUUUAUGUAACAAAUAAACACAAAAACUACUCUUUGCAUUUUAAAAGGGCACAUCUUUACCUAUUGUACUUGCUUCUUAGGCCCAAAUAGAUUUUAGAAAUUAACUCGUGUUACUAAACGCUCUUUAAUGAUAAAAAAUUUAAGGUCUAGUAGUUUCUGAGGUAUGACGUAUAAUAAAAAAAUCUUUCAUCUUAA
Messenger RNA from Zerene cesonia (dogface butterfly), 1379 nucleotides. It is a transcript of the gene Dera, whose product is annotated as deoxyribose-phosphate aldolase. The record is from RefSeq and is a predicted model, not a curated record. Gene Ontology annotation, molecular function: deoxyribose-phosphate aldolase activity. The coding region runs from base 178 to 1071 and encodes 297 amino acids. Gene Ontology annotation, biological process: carbohydrate catabolic process; deoxyribonucleotide catabolic process. Gene Ontology annotation, cellular component: cytoplasm. NCBI's taxonomy places the organism in Eukaryota, Metazoa, Arthropoda, Insecta, Lepidoptera, Pieridae. The transcript is spliced from 6 exons.